Molecule: messenger RNA, 2132 nt
Organism: Ilex paraguariensis (yerba mate)
Lineage: Eukaryota; Viridiplantae; Streptophyta; Magnoliopsida; Aquifoliales; Aquifoliaceae
Source: the annotation of a GenBank genome assembly
AUGGCUGCCCUUGAGAAGGCUGUCGUCUCCCCCAGCGUCAGGUUGAAGAGGGAAGACUGUAAGCGCACCAAGCAUGACUCUGCUUUCUCUGAUUGGAAGAUUCUUGUUGGGGCGUCAGAUUGGGAAGAUCAUAUACUGGGGAAGGAAGGAGCAGAAAGAUAUAGGAUUCACAACCUCCCCAAUAGUUCUUCUUGCCCAGGAGUUUAUGAGCUUGGCAUAUAUGUAUCACGCCCCCAGUCGGGGCGAGAUUUCAGCAAACUUGACCCAGAUUUCGUAAUUCCUGUUUACAUUGGUCAAGCUGACAAUGUUAGAACAAGACUCCAGUGUUAUGGCCGUGAAGGUGCUCAUUUGGGGAAUGGCUCCUCAAACUGUGAGCUGAAUAAUGGCAAGAAUUUUUUGGCCCUCAAAGGGCCAGGAUUGUUUACAGAGAUAUUCAAAAAAGGAUUCUCCAUCGUUUAUAGAUGGGCUCCAAUGAAAAAUAAGAGUGAAGCUGAAAAAACAGAAGCUCAGCUGCUUGACAAAUUUGAUUAUGCUUGGAACAAAGGCAAUAAUGGAGAACGUCGCCACAAUGAUGUUAUCCAAAAGCUUGUUCAAAGGUCUUCAAGUGCUUCUAGGUUUCCUCUCAUUGCCAAGAAGGUUCAAGUUUUUCGUCAGAAGCAAGUGGGUGUCAGAAUCAGCAAGCCAGUAUUGUUGGAGGACGGAUCCAUUAUAUACACUAAUCAGGGGAGCAGUGAUUUCCUUUCUCGAGUUUUCAAAUUUGGCAGAUCACAGCCCAGAUUAGUUUCAGUGAGAUUUGGUGCUGAGGGCCAUGAUAGUAUUUGUGGUGUGGCUCUAGAUCAUGGAUCUAUCUGUACAAGACCACCAGCUGAGGGAAGAAAAAGGUGUGCUGAGCAUAGGGGGAUGAAAGUCAAUGGUUCUAAUACAAAGUUCAUUACAGGUGGGAAAUCACCUGCAGGUGAUUUGAACAUGGGAUCAGGUAUUAUUAUUGACCCAAUCUAUAAUGAGCUUCAACCAGCUCCAGUUAGACAUCCAGUCAAUGAAGGCUUCUCUCCUAUAUGUGGAGUUUCCUUGCAUGAUGGCUCUACUUGUACGAGGGAACCAGUACAGGGAAACAAAAGGUGUGAGCAGCAUAGAGGGAGAAGGAUCCAUGGAUCCGUUUCUAGAACAGUGACAGAAGAGAAAAAACAUUAUGUGCCUGGUCCAGUUUUUGAAUAUAGGACUCCUUGUAAUGAUCAUGAUCAGAUCUCCUCUGCAACUCAUAGACCUGGAAGGCAACAGUCUCCUGUUUCCUCGGGGAGGUCUGGUGUCAACAAGGGUUACACUACUAUAUGUGAGGUGAAUUUAGGAGAUGGGACUUUCUGCACAAGGCAACCUGUUGUAGGACGAAAGAGGUGUGAGGAACAUAAAGGGAUGAGGGUUAAGGAUCCUAAGCCGAAAUUGUUAGAAGCAGAAAUACCCAGUGUGUUUGAUGGUUCAGUUUUCCGAACUUGUAAUAACAAUAAGUACAAUAAUUCCCCUGCUCGAUCAGUCGAUAAGGAAUUUAUUCCAACUUGUGGGGCAACAACCCUUGAUGGUUCCUCAUGCAGGAGGAAACCAGGUGAAGGUAACAAACGGUGUUGGCAGCAUAAAGGAAUGAAGGCUGACCCAAGUUUGGGGUAUUAUGGCUCCUCUUCUCAAUCGGCCUCAUAUAGUACUUUUAUGUCUGAGGGUUUUUCAUCAACUUGUGGGGCACCUUGCCGUAAUGGUUCCUAUUGCCGUAGGGCACCAGCUCAAGGGAGGCAAAGGUGUUGGCAGCAUUAAAUCCUUCUGUAGUAGCACAAUGCAGGAGUUUGUUUCCACUUAUCAAAUUGUCUAAAUGCGUAGUGUACAUUUAACCCUCCCCAAAAUCUGCAGUGGCCAAAAUCUGGUGCAGCAGUGGGCUCUCUUGUAGGAGAAUGCCAAUUCCUGGAAUGAAGAGGCCUAAGAAGCUUGAGGGAAUGAGAGUUACAACUCCCAGAAGGAAACUGAUCCUUUGAGCUGAAUCAGGUUAAUGUGUAUGGCUAUUAUAUUAUGUUUGAUUUUGUUUCCUGAUAAUAGUUGAUAUUGUGUGUAACUUGUUAUCAUAAGAAAGUGUGUUCUGUUUAAUGUUUCGC